Alnus glutinosa is the source of this 1918-nucleotide messenger RNA. Its product is annotated as AP-1 complex subunit mu-2. Gene Ontology annotation, biological process: vesicle-mediated transport; intracellular protein transport. The record is from RefSeq and is a predicted model, not a curated record. Bases 292 to 1575 code for a protein of 427 amino acids. Gene Ontology annotation, cellular component: cytoplasmic vesicle; clathrin adaptor complex. The transcript is spliced from 11 exons. Lineage: Eukaryota; Viridiplantae; Streptophyta; Magnoliopsida; Fagales; Betulaceae.
AAUAUCAUUUCAUCGAGGCUUCAAAGAGUUUCAGACACAGAGACGAGAGAAAGAGAAAGGAACAAUUAUCUUAAUUAAUUCUACCAGAUCGUUUAACGGUGAAGCGGAAUAACUAGAUGGCAAGCCGAGCGCAAAAAUUCCCUCAGCAUUUAGAUCCACCCUCACCUCUCCCAGUAAAUUAAUCAAGCACCAGUUCUCAUCCAUUUUCUCCGCAAAUGCUCGUCUGAUCUGAUCCGAUCUGCGAAACCCUAAGAAAAGAAUUCAGAAGAGGAAAACAGAGUAAGAGAAAGCAUGUCAGGGGCAGUGUCGGCACUGUUCCUCUUGGACAUCAAAGGCCGCGUGCUGAUUUGGCGCGACUACCGCGGCGACGUCUCCGCCUUACAGGCCGAGCGCUUCUUCACCAAGCUCAUCGAGAAGGGUGAUCCAGAGACGCAAGAUCCAGUGGUGUUGGAUAAUGGUGUAACCUACUUGUUUAUACAGCACAACAAUGUGUACCUGAUGACGGCAUCGAGGCAGAACUGUAAUGCUGCAAGCCUUCUUUUCUUUCUGCACCGCGUAGUUGAUGUGUUUAAGCAUUAUUUUGAAGAGUUAGAAGAGGAAUCGCUCAGGGACAACUUUGUCGUAGUGUACGAGUUACUUGAUGAGAUUAUGGACUUUGGUUACCCUCAGUAUACGGAGGCAAAGAUUCUUAGUGAAUUCAUCAAGACCGACGCUUACAGGAUGGAAGUUACGCAGAGGCCUCCCAUGGCUGUAACAAAUGCAGUGUCUUGGCGCAGUGAAGGGGUACAAUACAAGAAGAAUGAAGUUUUCUUGGAUGUGGUGGAGAGUGUUAAUAUACUUGUCAACAGCAAUGGACAAAUAAUUAGGUCUGAUGUUGUUGGGGCAUUGAAGAUGAGAACUUAUUUGAGUGGCAUGCCUGAGUGUAAGCUUGGCCUAAAUGAUCGAGUAUUAUUGGAGGCACAAGGUCGAGCAACCAAAGGAAAGGCCAUUGAUUUGGAAGACAUCAAAUUUCAUCAGUGUGUGCGUUUGGCCCGAUUUGAAAAUGAUCGGACAAUAUCCUUUAUACCACCUGAUGGAGCUUUCGAUCUCAUGACAUAUAGACUUAGUACUCAGGUAAAGCCUUUGAUUUGGGUGGAAGCUCAAGUUGAACGGCAUUCAAAAAGUCGUAUUGAGAUCAUGGUAAAAGCUAGGAGCCAGUUCAAGGAGCGCAGCACUGCCACAAAUGUUGAGAUUGAGUUGCCUGUGCUAGCAGAUGCUACAAACCCAAAUGUUCGUACAUCAAUGGGGUCUGCAUCAUAUGCACCUGAAAAGGAUGCGAUGGUCUGGAAAAUUAGAUCAUUUCCAGGUGGCAAGGAGUAUAUGUUGAGGGCAGAGUUUCGUCUUCCAAGUAUAACGGCAGAAGAAGCAGCUCCUGAGAGAAAAGCUCCUAUACGUGUGAAGUUUGAGAUACCAUAUUUUACUGUUUCUGGAAUACAGGUUCGUUACUUGAAGAUUAUUGAGAAAAGUGGAUAUCAAGCUCUUCCAUGGGUGAGGUACAUUACAAUGGCUGGUGAAUAUGAACUUCGGCUUAUUUGAAAAGCUCCACAUGUCGGUGUUCCUAUCCCAACCAUAUAAAUUUGUUCAACGAUACAUUACUCGGUGGAUAAACCAUGUAGUCUUAUCAAAGUUCAGUACCCUGGAUUGAUGGCUAUCGAGUAUAAUCUCUUGUUUUUUACCCCCUGGCAUUAUUUUUGGUUUGUGUAUCAUUAAUCAUUUUAACAGGAUUAUUAGUUGAUGGUCAUCCGGAAGUGCAUUUUAUUGUCCUUUUAUUUUGUUUGGAAUUAAGUAGAACAUAUUGUAACUUAAAUGUUUUCUUGUGGAUCUUUUAUUCAAAUCUGUAUUGGUUGAGAAAAUUUGCGAUCAAUUUUAUCGCUUAUAA